This is a messenger RNA of Iphiclides podalirius (scarce swallowtail), 378 nucleotides long. The record is from the annotation of a GenBank genome assembly. Lineage: Eukaryota; Metazoa; Arthropoda; Insecta; Lepidoptera; Papilionidae.
AUGAAAAUUCACAUUGCAAACAUAAAGGUGUGCAACGUUUCUGAACAGUGCAAAAUAAAACUUCAAAUAGAAAGUCUAAACGAACAUUCGGAUGGUUUCAAGAAACUUUACAACCAAGAUAAAGUUUUGCAACAUCGGCAGAAUGUUAUAAAAGCUGAAGAAAUGGAAGCCGAGGAAUUAAGAAAGAGACAAUUGGAAAUAAACGAGAUGCAGAAGAAGAAGGCUAUUGAAGUUGAGCGGGAAUGCGAAACUAUUGAAAGCGAAUGUAACGUAUUAAAGAAACGUAACAAAGCUAUAAUGUUACAAUUAAGACGUAAGCUACUAGAGACGGAUGAAAUAAGGAGGAAUCUCAUGAAAAAUAAAAACAUGGAAACAUCU